AUGGCGGCGGCACCGCGCAGCGGAGCCCUGCAGCGGCUCGGCGGCGGCAUCGUGGAUGUGCGGCGGUGGCACCUAGCGGCAGCAAGCCUGCUGGCGGCCACGGUGGUCAGCGGAGCGGUACGCCUGGUGCGCGACCUGCGGGACGAGGCGGUACAGCAGAAGCGGCGGCUGCUGUGGAAGAUGGCCAACAGCAGCAGCAGCACGGCCCCCCGAGCGCGGCAGCCCAAAGCGCCUCGCCUGCGCUGCCGGCCCCAACCCCGCGCCACUCCGGCGCCCCACACCUCCUCCCGCUGA
Molecule: messenger RNA, 294 nt
Organism: Chlorella variabilis
Lineage: Eukaryota; Viridiplantae; Chlorophyta; Trebouxiophyceae; Chlorellales; Chlorellaceae
Product: expressed protein
Exons: 3
Coding region: 1-294 (97 amino acids)
Source: RefSeq, a predicted model, not a curated record